Messenger RNA from Ictalurus punctatus (channel catfish), 1368 nucleotides. It is a transcript of the gene pex12, whose product is annotated as peroxisomal biogenesis factor 12. Lineage: Eukaryota; Metazoa; Chordata; Actinopteri; Siluriformes; Ictaluridae. The record is from RefSeq and is marked provisional. Gene Ontology annotation, molecular function: zinc ion binding; ubiquitin-protein transferase activity; protein binding. Gene Ontology annotation, biological process: protein monoubiquitination; protein import into peroxisome matrix. Gene Ontology annotation, cellular component: peroxisomal membrane; peroxisomal importomer complex.
GAUGCAGCACGGCAUGUUUAUACGAUUACGUUGCCAUAUCCGCCGCGUUUUUAAAUGUAGAAUGGUUGGAAAUAUAUAUAAUCGUGCUUCUAGAAGUUCUACUAGAAACAUUGAAUUUUUUGUAUCCGUUGUUUGCUUGUUAAUCAAAGUAUAAUUAUUAUAGUGUUAAAUCCACGACGAUGGCGGAACGAGGAGCACAUCUGACCACAGCAGUAGCAGCAGGUGAAGGCAGGCCCUCUAUUUUUGAAGUUUUAGCUCAGGACUCUUUGAUGAGUGUUGUUAAACCUGCCCUUCAACACGCCGUUAAAGUCCUCGCUGAAUCCAACCCAGCUCGUUAUGGAGUCCUCUGGAGGAAGUUUGAUGAGAUCUAUGCUGUCCUCGACCUUCUGCUGCAGCACCACUUCCUGCUGCGCACCAGCGCCUCCUUUUCAGAGAACUUCUACGGGCUAAAGCGCAUGGGCCCGGACGAAAGUAGACGUGUACAUCACGGCCUCGGCCGCAGGCGACAUCUGCGCUCUCUGCUUCUCCUAGUGCUCCUUCCUUACCUCCGAACCAAACUGGAGAAGGUGCUGUCUCGUCAGAGAGAUGAGGACGACUUCUCGAUACGGAUGCCCCAGUCCCUCACUGAGAAGAUGUACAGAGCCUUCUUGGCUGCAUAUCCUUAUGUUUGUAUGGCGUGGGACGGCUGGAGUUUUUGCCAUCAGUUGCUAUACAUUUUUGGCAACGCACGCACUCAUUCACCCCUGCUAUGGCUGGCGGGAGUCAAACUGUCCCAUCUGACGGCUCAGGACAUUCACAGCUUGGAUCUCAAGCCAGCAGGACAAGCACUGACCUCUAGCCAAAGCUUUGGAGGACGGCUGCAGCGCGUCUUUUCCAUGGUGGUUGGCAGCGUAGCUGUAUCCCUCUCCACCGGUCUCUCCAUGGGAGUGUUUUUCCUGCAGUUUUUGGAGUGGUGGUACUCGUCAGAGAACCAGACCACUAUGAAGUCUCUCACCUCUCUCCCUACACCUCCACCCCCGCUUCACCUGGAGGACCAGGAUGCUGUGCUGACACACAGCAAACUGUGCCCGCUUUGCAGGAAAGCACGCGGUAAUGACACAGCCCUGGCCACCUCAGGCUACGUUUUCUGUUACCGCUGCAUUUAUACGUACGUGAAGACUAACCACAGGUGUCCGCUAACAGGCUACCCGUCUGAACUACAGCACUUAAUUAAGAUCUAUUCUCCAGAAGCGUAGCUCAAACUAAUCAUGUGACCACACAUGCUGGGAAAUUGACUUUUUUUUUUUUUUUAGCUAGUCCGAUCACUUGACUCAACUUGCCAAAUGGCUCAUUGCCAUAUUUUAUAUAAAUCAGACAUUUGUGAUAUUA